GCUGCAACAGUCCUAUAAUCAUAUUAUUAUUGUGUGUCAUUAUGUAAUUUAACUGAAAGCGAGAAGAAAAAUAAGAAUCAUUCCGCUGCCACAAGGUUAGUAAAAGAAAAAAGCUAGCGUAAUCAGUGAGCGUGAACGUGAAAAAAAGAAGAAAAAAAUUUAAGAGGUCAUUCUGAGCGUGUAAAAAAAGCGUGUCAUGAGACGAGGUGAAGAGAUUGCGCAUGAGUAUGCGCAGAGAAAGUUAAAAUUGACGAGGAGUGGUAUUGGACAUUUGUUUACAUACUUGUUGCGUUUUAUUGAUUUUGAUUAUGAAAGUUAGAAACGAAUGAUGAUGUGAUUAGUGAUCGGAUUUGUGACUUUUAUUUACAAGUUUUAUUCAUUUCUCAUGGAUAACUGUCUAAAAUUUCUAUUUUUGGUGUUCCUUUUACCCGUCAUAAGAUCUUCCGGUGUCGAAAAAGAAGAUGGCCAUUGUGUUAUGCGUGGACAGUGUGAAGGAAGGUUUGGAAAUACUCCUUGUGUCUAUAAUGGUCCAGCAUUACCUUUAGAGAAAGAUGUCCCCUUACCCAAUAAUAUGACAACUUUUGAUCUCUUAAAUAAACUCUGUCCAGAUUUUAUCUAUGAUGAUGAUCCUCAUGUGUGUUGUAGUACAAAGCAGUUGUUGGCAUUUCAAGAGCAAAUGGAAAUGGUGGAAGCUUUGGGCUUCCUUCGCUGUCCCUCCUGCCACCAAAACUUCCGACGCACCAUCUGCUACAUGUCUUGUACACCGUGGCAGAGCAGGUUUGUCCGACUCCUCCGGAGUGACACGGUCGAAGCAUUCGGUGAUGAGCCCGAACACGAAGUUGUAGAAGAAGUGGAAUAUUUUAUUUCCAAAAAGUUUGCCUAUGCUUUGUAUGAUUCUUGUGAAGGACUUCAAGGUUUUUUCCCAGGAAAAUACUUUCUGGAUUUUGGGUGUGGCUCUUGGGGAAGAUCUGGUUGUAGUCCUGAACGGUGGACCGAAUACAUGGGCUCCACACCCGACGAAGGAGCCUACUCGCCUUUUAAGACUAUAUAUAGUAUACACCUUGAAGAUACUGUGGAAGUGGAUAACAGAACAUACAACCCUAUGAAAGCAUUUCACACUAAGUGUUCUGAAUCCCCUGGCCCAGGCUUUGAUAAAUGCAGUUGUAAUGAUUGUCCUGAUGCGUGCUCUUCCGGUGCCAUGACACCACCUGAUCUCCCUCCCAUUCCAGUGCCAUUUAGAAUUUUAAAUCUACACGGUGCCACUGUAGUUUCCAUUUUUAUUUUUUUCUUGAUCUUUUUCACCAUGACAUUUAUAUUCUGCCGUCACCGUAAGGCAAGUCUUUUACCUGCGGAAUUACUAAAUGAAAUCAAUCCACCUGGUGUCAAUCUUGGAUCUCUAGAAGAAGUUGAACCUUUAAGAUCAAAAUUUCCUAAUCCUGUGAUAACAUCGAGAAGUCGGAGAUCUCCGUCGACCACUCAAAAAUCUGUCCAGAGACCCUCUAAGAUACGAAUGUUUGGUUACAGCCUCGAAGGACACUUGGAAAAAAAUUUCAUGAGUUGGAGUCUUUUUGUGGCCAGACGACCCAUCAGCAUAAUGGUGUCCUCACUUUUUGUUUGCCUUCUUCUUUCUUCAGGACUUCUGCUCAAUUUUGAUGUCACCACAAAUCCUGUAGAUUUGUGGGUGUCGGCUAGCAGUGAGGCACGUCACGAUAUGGAGUAUUUUAACAAUCACUUUGGGCCAUUCUAUCGCAUUGAACAAGUUAUCAUAACACCAACAAAACAAGAAAGCUUUUUUCAUCCCAUAGUGGUAAAUCAUGAAAUAAAAAAUAUCUCAUGGGGACCCAUUUUCCAACAAGAUUUUCUUUUAGCAGCUUUGGAUUUGCAAAUGGAGAUUGAAAAAAUAACUGCUGUGUUGAAUGAUUCAACUCUUCAUUUGAAAGACAUUUGUUUAUCACCAUUAAAACCACUCAACUCUGAAUGUGUUAUACAAAGUCCUUUUGCAUUUUUUCAAAACAAAGCUGAGAGUUUUCAAAAUGUAACUGAUUACCUGACGCAUUUUAAGAGCUGUUCACUAACUCCAAGUGAUCAUAAAUGUUUUGCACUCUAUGGUGGGCCUAUAGACUCUGCAUCUCUUGUUUUUGGAGGUUUUGAAUCUUCUUAUGACUCUGCUCAGGCGAUCAUUAUAACCAUUCCUGUCACCAACUACAAUGAUGAAAUAAAUAAUGCUAAGGCCAAAGCUUGGGAAAACGAAUUCUUAGAGUUUAUUGGAAAUUUUUCCCAUCCUUUGAUGAGUAUUGCUUAUAAAGCUGAAAGAUCGAUUCAAGAUGAGAUAGAAAGAGGGAGCCAUUCUGACAUUCUUACUGUUGCGAUCAGUUACAUACUAAUGUUUAUUUACAUAACUGUUUCCUUAGGAGAAUUUCAUGAAUGUAAAACAUUACUGCUAGAGUCCAAGUUUACUCUUGGCUUCUUUGGAGUCCUGAUUGUGCUUGUUUCUGUUAUUUCUUCAUUGGGGAUCUUUUCUUUUCUGGGUGUUCCGGCAACUUUGAUUAUUGUAGAAGUUAUUCCAUUUUUGGUACUGGCCGUGGGAGUUGAUAAUAUCUUUAUAUUGGUACAAGCCUUUCAGAGAGAAGAAAAAAAAGCUAAUCAAACAUUGGAUGAAAGGAUUGGAUUUGUGGUUGGAAAAGUUGCACCCAGCAUGCUUUUAUCCAGCAUCUCCAUGUCCAGUUGUUUUUUCAUUGGUACCCUGACAGACAUGCCUGCUGUGCGUCUCUUUGCAUUGUAUGCAGGUGUUGCACUACUUGUGAACUUUUUUUUGCAGAUGACUUGUUUUUUGGCUCUUUUCAUAUUAGAUUGCCGACGUCAAGAAAAUCAAAGAUUAGAUUUAUGUUGCUGCUUCAAAACUUCAAAUAAGUCAAAAACAACGUCUGUGAAAGAAGGUCUUAUGUUUAAAACUAUUAAAAACCUCUACGCUCCAUUUCUAAUGAAAAAUUCUGUUCGAUAUUUUGUUAUGACAUCGUUUAUUGCAUGGCUUUGCUGUUCAGCUGCUGUUUUGGAUAAAAUCGAAAUUGGAUUUGAUCAGAAGUUAUCGGUUCCAGAGGAUUCUUACAUGCUUAAAUACUUUGAACACCUUGAAAAGUACCUCUCUGUCGGACCUCCCGUGUACUUCAUCAUCAGCGAUGGUUACAACUACUCCAAUCCUGUGGGUCAGAAUAAAGUCUGCUCUUCCCAAGUAUCUUGUGACUCAGAUUCUAUUACUUAUCAGUUGGGUAGAAUGGCUAUGAUCCAAAACAGGACUUACAUUGCUCUUCAGCCCAUAUCAUGGAUGGAUAAUUAUCUUGAUUAUUUGCAAGCAGAUUCUUGUUGUUUUGAGUUUAAAGAAAAUGGAACUCACUGCCCUUCUUACACAGCCCAUCUAAUGAAAGGCAUGUGUAAAUCUUGUAGAGUCAAAGACCCAUCUACAUUGUCUGAAGCUGAAUUCACGAGAAGGCUCGACUUCUUCCUCAAUGAUUCUCCCUGGAAUGCAUGUCCAAAAGGAGGUAAAGCAAUGUUCCGUUCUUCAGUCGAGUUGUUGUCUUCCGAAAAUGCAACUAGAAUCGCUGCUACCAACUUCAUGACUUAUCAUACUGUUCUGAAAACAUCAAAAGAUUUUUAUGAGGCUUUGGAUUGGUCAAGAACUAUUUCAAAAAACAUCACUGCUUCUCUGCGAAAUAUCUCUGGUGAUUCUGAAGUUACAGUCAUGCCUUACAGUUUGGUGCAUGUGUUUUAUGAACAAUAUUUGACAAUGUGGCCAGAUACAUUGAGAAGCUUAGGGCUCUCUGUUGCAGCCAUUUUUGUGGCCACUUUUCUUUUACUCGGACUCGACUUCCACUCGGCUGCUAUCGUUACUGUUGCUGUGGUGACCAUUGUAUUAAACAUAAUGGGCCUCAUGUAUUUCUGGGACAUAUCAUUGAAUGCAGUGUCACUAGUCAAUCUUGUUGUGGCAGUUGGUAUAUCAGUGGAGUUCUGUUCUCAUCUCACCAGAACGUUUGCCCUGAGUGAGAAGCAAACGAGAGUGGAGAGAGCUCAAGACGCCUUGUGUCAGAUGGGAACCUCAGUACUAUCAGGUAUAACAUUAACAGAUUGUGGCAUCCUAGUCUUAGCCUUUGCCAAGUCCCAGAUAUUCCAAGUAUUUUACUUUAGAAUGUAUCUCGGAAUUAUAGCCUUUGGUACUUUACAUGGUCUCAUACUUCUGCCCGUCCUCUUAAGUCUCUUUGGUCCAUCUGUUCGGUGGAAAGAGCCAAAAGUGAAUACAACUUUUGAUUGCCAAAUAGAUAUGCCAAUUAAUAUCGGGCAACUUGAUAUGCCUGUUAUUACUGUCAACAAUGGAAAUGGAAAAGGAGCAAGGUGUCUAUGACAUAUCUAGUUUCUAUUCCAAAUAGAUAAAGAAAUCAAGACUGACAAUUUUUGAAAAUGGUGUUCAACUUGACACACUUUAGGUAGACUUCAAGUAAUUGACUGGAGAACAUUUUAUAUUUUUAGCAAAUUUCAUAUAAUAUGUUUUGUCUGAAAAUGAGUUUAAUUUUUAUAGACAUUCAGCAUUUAUUCAUUGAACUAUUUUCAUUAUUUUAAACCCAUAUAGCUCCU
Molecule: messenger RNA, 4623 nt
Organism: Parasteatoda tepidariorum (common house spider)
Lineage: Eukaryota; Metazoa; Arthropoda; Arachnida; Araneae; Theridiidae
Product: NPC intracellular cholesterol transporter 1
Biological process (GO): sterol transport; intestinal cholesterol absorption; cholesterol homeostasis
Cellular component (GO): plasma membrane
Molecular function (GO): lipid carrier activity; cholesterol binding
Source: RefSeq, a predicted model, not a curated record